Messenger RNA from Paramormyrops kingsleyae, 2847 nucleotides. RefSeq names its product transmembrane 7 superfamily member 3 (gene tm7sf3). The record is from RefSeq and is a predicted model, not a curated record. Gene Ontology annotation, cellular component: plasma membrane. Gene Ontology annotation, biological process: negative regulation of programmed cell death. Lineage: Eukaryota; Metazoa; Chordata; Actinopteri; Osteoglossiformes; Mormyridae.
UCAGCUUUUCUACGCGGUUAGAGAGCGCGGAUCAGUCGAGCAGCGUGAGCGCGCAGGGCGGUGUUUGCUGGUGCGUCCCGUGGUCUGGGCAGCACGGCAGAGAAAGGCUGGCUUGUGACUAACGCAUGGCACUUGAGUGCCUUCUUUAAGGCUAAGAUAUGUACGUGCCCCUGAGUCUGCUGGGUGCGCAUCUGUUGCUCUUAAACGUAACCAUAUUGCAGUAUAUGAGCUGUCCGUAUUAAUAUAAGGAGGGCCAAUGAAGCGGCGCCUGAAGAUGCCUCAACUCUGGAAAGCAUUCAGUUUUCUUCUUGUUAUGUGCAACGGAGUCGUAGCGCAAACGGCAAAUCGGGUCGUCUUUUCCCUGGGAACCUUCCAGAAUGUAACUGUACCUGGAAACACCACGGUGGAGGUGCAGGUCUCCGGCAUCCCAGUGGAGGUCACCUACCUCACGUUCCAGUUCCACACCUGGCGCCACAACAUAACUCUGUCCUACACGGAGGUCCCAGCACUGGGAUCGUCUCACACAGCCACUGAUGCUGGACUGCUGUCACCCGUGCUGAGGUCACAGACCUCACUGACCUGGUAUCUGCUGGCUUCUGACAGUCCGCCGCUUACCGCCGUGGGCGUGGUCCUGCCUUACCACGGCGGCGAUCCAGUGCCAGGUGGCUGUAACCUGGAGAGUGGUCUGAACUUUGACCCCAGUAUCCACCUGCGAUACACUGUGUUUGAGACCACCAUCACUGUGGCCGCUGCCAAUGUUGGAUACGCCAGGGGGGCCUCACCUCCAUCGUGCAAUGCCACCGGGGGCCCCCAAACUCGCCUGGAGUAUGACGUCUACCAGUACUUCCUGCGGGAGGGCGACCUUUCGGAGGAGACCCUCCUCAGCCAUAUCCAGAAGGUGGCCGACGUAGGAGGUGUGACAGCCCACGGGACCAAGGUGAAGACGUGGGUCCCUGGCGAUGAACUGACUGCAUCGUUUGGCUCCGCCCCUGGACAGGGUGUCAUAUACUCGGUCGUGGUCAGGGACCCUGUGUUGAACACUUCUGCCCUCUAUGUCCCAGUUCACAGCUACGCCUGCAGCUUUUCCUCUGCCCUGGAUGGCUGUAUGACUCUGGGAAAGAUUUCUACCAAGGUGUUUUUUACUGUUGUUGGUUUAGCUGGCCUUUGUGUUUGCUUCUUUGGACACAGAUUCUUCAAAUGCGAGCUCUUCUGGAUGGGACUCUGCUUUGCUGCCUCCAUCUUCUAUGUCAUCAUCACAGAGACCACGACCCUCAACUAUGACCGUGAGCGAAGCUUCAUACUAGUGCUAUGGAAGGUUCCGCCCUCUCCCCCGGCAGUCCGGCUAGCCCUGACCUCUCUCAUGGGACUGGUGGGAGGCGUCCUGCUGGUGAUGAGCUGGUGGCGUUGCGGCUCCAUCCUGUGCUGCGUGGGGGUGGUGGGGCUCCUCCUCGGGUUCCUGCUGGCCGCCUCCGUCUUCUUCACACCUGUCGGCAGCCUCUCCAUCUUCCAGUCGGACGCUGUGUUCUGGGUCACUUUUGGCGCUAUCGUUCUGGCCGUUCCUCUAGUCUUCCUCCGAUGGCCUAGAGAGGGCAGCAUCGUCUGCUGCGGCGUCGUCGGGUCCUACUCCGUCCUUCUGGCGGUGAGCACCUACAUCUCCACCAGCCUGUCCUACCUCACCCUGGACGUCCUCAAGCGGCUCGUGGAUGGCAGCUUCAGCCGGACCUCCGCCACCGUGGCCUUCCAGAGCAUCGAUUACAUCCUGCUGACGGUGUGGGUGGUGCUGGCGGGGGGCAGCGCCGCCCUGCAGCUGCAUCGCGAGCGGGAACGCCCCUUCUUCCCGCCCAGCCCCUAUCUCAUGUGGCAGCAGGAACGCGAGCGGCGGAAGACCAACGUGCUGGACCCCAGUCACCACGUGCCCCCGCUGCCCUCCCGGCUCCAGGGCCGCCUGCUGGGCUUGAUUCGCCGCAAGGAGCCUGCAGAAGAGAGGACGCCUCUGCUGCUGUAAGCCCUGUCCCUCCCCAUGUGGGCCACGCCCUUCCCGGUGUGAGUCCUGCCCCCGCUAACCAGCUAGCGUCAUAGCCCUGGGACCUCACCCAAGGUUCUGUGGGGGACUGGAUAUCUGGGAUACUUGUGCACGUCACCCAGGCGGAAUGGCCUGUGACCUGGCUAGGUGACAGUUCUCGCCUUUCACAUACCAGCCAGCCACAUCAAGACAUCUGUCGUGUUCUGUCUCCACUGACCAAUCACCAUGCCGGCAGUUCAGCCUCCUGGCCAAUCACACAUGGGCAUGUGUGGCACAUUCUGCGGGGCACGUAUGAUGUUCCUGUGGUGCAUACAGAGUAAAUGUGCAUAAAGCCUGUGAUCUGGCUGUGUUUUUAAGCUGGUGCGAUGCCUCUUCCGAGAGGAAAGUGCUUUGUGCAGGGAGUGGGGAAAUAUGGCAAAAUAUUUUGCCCAAAAAUUACCCUUUCUUCAUAUCUUCCGUGGACCUGUUUCUUUUUGCAGGACCACACCCACUAUUAUAUAAUACACUUGGGAUAAAAUGCCAAGAAUGGGCUGUUGUAAUUUUCCAGUUUUUAACACACCACUAAAUGCCUUUUUUGUUGUUUAUACUUUGCUGAUUCAUUUUGAAGGGCCUCUUAAUAUUCUAUGGACAUUGGAUGUGUGUAACCAUGUGACCUUACUUGACCACACCCAGUGGGAGGAGUCACCACUUAACCAAUCAGAGAUGGUGCUCGGUUCACUUUUAUUGCAUUUGUUGUCUUUAUUUUAAUUACAUGAUUUGGCCCCCACCACCACCACCGUUGUUUUCAAGCUGUAUCAUUAAUAAAGUUUGUUUUUACUAGCACA